Messenger RNA from Daucus carota subsp. sativus, 1242 nucleotides. Its product is annotated as pentatricopeptide repeat-containing protein At4g38010. Gene Ontology annotation, molecular function: protein binding. The transcript is spliced from 2 exons. Lineage: Eukaryota; Viridiplantae; Streptophyta; Magnoliopsida; Apiales; Apiaceae. The record is from RefSeq and is a predicted model, not a curated record. Bases 1 to 1242 code for a protein of 413 amino acids.
AUGCAUUCUUUAAAAUCCAUCAUUGUAGAGUUAAUUCAUAGCUGCAAGACCCUCAACUCGUUUAAGCAAAUUCAUGCUCAACUCAUCACUUCUACUCUGAUCUAUGACGAAACUAUAAGCAGCAAAGUUGCUGAAUUUUUGGGGAAAUCUGUCGGCUUUGUAGAUUACGCUCGUAAACUUCUAAUUCACCUGGAUUCAUUAAAUUCAUACCCUUUUAACAAUUUAAUUGCUUCUUAUGCUAAUUGUAAUAAGCCAGAAACUGCAAUUUUGUGUUAUAAAAGGUUUUUGCAAUGUGGGUUUUGUCCUGAUAUGUUUUCGUUUCCAGUUGUUUUGAAAUCUUGUGCUAAGUGUUGUGGGAUUGGUGAGGGGAAACAGAUUCAUGGGGUGGUGUUAAAGAUGGGUUUUGGGUGUGAUCUUUUUGUUCGAAAUUCGAUGAUUCAUUUUUAUGGUUCUUGUGGUAAAUGUGUUGAUGCUGGUAAAUUGUUUGAUGAAAUGGCUGUUAGGGAUGCUGUGUCGUGGUCGGGGUUGAUUUCGGGGUGUGUUAGAGCGGAAUUGUAUAAUGAGGCUAUACUGAGGUUCAAGGAAAUGGAUUUGAAGCCUAAUGUUGCUGCUGUUAUUAGUGUGGUUGUGGCCUGCGGGUUUGUUGGGAAUGUGGAUAUGGGGAAGGGUGUACAUGGUUUGAUUUUGAAGCGUGCGCUUGAAAAGGAUUCGGCAGUUUCUAAUGCGUUGUUGAAUAUGUAUGUUAAGUGUGAGUGUUUAGGUGAUGCAAGAUGGGUUUUUAGGGAGCUUGAUGAAAGAGACGCUGUUUCUUGGACGUCAAUGAUCAGUGGAUUGGUGAUGUAUAAAUGUUCUAAUGAGGCUUUGGAUUUGUUCGAUGACAUGCUGUUGUUAGGCGUGGAACCAGACAAGUUUAUUCUUACUAGCAUACUGUCAGCUUGUGCAAAUAUUGGAGCUUUGAGUUAUGGAAGAUGGAUCCAUGAUUAUAUUGAUCGUAAAAACAUCAUGUGGGAUGUUCAUAUUGGAACUUCUAUGAUUGAUAUGUAUUUCAAAUGUGGUUGUAUAGAAAUGGCUUUAAGAACCUUUGAUAAGCUGUCUAGCAGGAAUGUUUUGACAUGGAAUGCCUUGCUUGGCGGUCUAGCAAUGCAUGGAUAUGGGAGUGAUGUCCUUAAACAUUUUGAGCUCAUGAUGAAGGUCUUUGGCACUUCUAUCAAAUGGAAAAUUAUAAUAUCUCUCCUGGAUUAG